Molecule: messenger RNA, 1372 nt
Organism: Drosophila obscura
Lineage: Eukaryota; Metazoa; Arthropoda; Insecta; Diptera; Drosophilidae
Exons: 1
Coding region: 168-1337 (389 amino acids)
Source: RefSeq, a predicted model, not a curated record
GUCAGGUGGUUUGUGUUUGUGUCAGUUUUCGUUUGAAAUUCUUACAGUUGAUUCCCAUACACAAUCACACGCACACUCGCGCACACACACAGUCAGUGUUAGCGAGCAGAGAAAAGCGCAUCUAAAGCAGCAGACAGAGAAAGGAGAGGACAUAUCUGACCAUUGGCAUGUCUACGAUUGGCUUGGAGACGACGCCGUUGCGGCACUUCAUCACCCGCAGCAGCUACGAGGGAGCCUGGAACAAGGAGGUGAACAUGAUGGAUGGCUUCGGCACCUAUCGCUAUCCGGACGGCAGUGAGUAUCGCGGCCGGUUCCAUCAUGGCAAGUUCCAUGGGUUCGGCCACUUGCGCCUGGCACAGCCCUAUCGCUUCACCAUCAAGGGUGUGUUCAACCACGGCAAGCUGGUGAGCAUCGAGGACAUGUGGUUCCCCGACGGACUCCAUGUGCAAGGCCAGUUCACUGGCAACGACUUCGACGCCUCGGACUGGGACUAUCUGACGCCCCAGGACCGACGCUACCAGGCCGAGCGACGCUACGGUCAGACGCCAGUGGGUCCCACUGCCUAUGUGACGAACAGCCUGAAGUCACGGCAAGUGCCCAAGGACUGCUACGAUGUGGAGGAGGGCAUCUACAAUCCGAAGACGGGCUGGCUGAUGGAUCGCCCGCCGCCCUUCACCAGCAGCAUCUACGUUGGCUGUACCCGCGACAAGGACUGGAUCCUGCGCCACUGCCGCCACGCCCGCACCGAGCAGGUGCGCGAACCCAUACCGUACUUCUGUCGCCGCAUCAUCGCCAACAACCUGGUGACGGAGCUCGCCCAGCUGCCCAAGACGGACAUCUAUGCGCCCAACGCCAGGCUGGAACGCCAGCGCUACUACCACAAGCUGUGCAAGGAAAAGGGUAAGCCCAUGCCGCGCACGGAUCCCUCAGCCAUGGAGCUAACGCUACCUGCCAACUGUAAUCCGAGCGCCAAGGCCAGGGCAACGGAGCAGUGUCUCCGUGCGUACGAGCGCAUUGCGGCGCAGCGUGAACUGGAGGAGUUCAGAGACUUGCAGACCUACCACUUUGACAAGACGGAGAAGGCGCCACGGGGAAUGGGGAAGCCCCGCAAGUGGACCAGCAGCUCGGAUGUGCAGCGCGUGGACUCGAUUGGGGCAUCGAGCUGCCGCUCCGAUAGCUUUGCCUGGGAGCCAAUACCGCUGGACAUCAAGGAGACCUACGCCACGGCCAAUGCCAUGAUGAGCAAGAAGGUGGCCGACAAUUUCAAUGUGGUGCAAUCGAACAUGCUGCGCCGUUCGAGCCUCAUGGAACAGUCGCGCUCUGUCUUUGAGUUGUAAAUCGACAGCCAAAUGCAUUUUAUUUGUAUAUUAAA